Molecule: messenger RNA, 4229 nt
Organism: Notothenia coriiceps (black rockcod)
Lineage: Eukaryota; Metazoa; Chordata; Actinopteri; Perciformes; Nototheniidae
Product: H(+)/Cl(-) exchange transporter 3-like
Biological process (GO): transmembrane transport; chloride transport
Cellular component (GO): Golgi apparatus; early endosome; synaptic vesicle
Molecular function (GO): chloride:proton antiporter activity; voltage-gated chloride channel activity; lipid binding
Source: RefSeq, a predicted model, not a curated record
ACAGGAAUGGGACUGAAAAAGGAAAACACCAUGAUGAUGAGGAGAAUGUCAAAUCCACUCGUGUAGCAAACACAAAUCCCCGUUUCAACUGCAGGGAAAGAGGAUGCAUUGUCGAGCUGGAAUUGAGGCAACAGGAAGGGCACCGGCGCGUUGCUAAAUGGAGUCGGAGCAGCUGUACCACAGAGGCUACUGCAGGAACAGCUACAACAGCAUCGCCAGCGCCAGCAGCGACGAGGAGCUGCUGGAUGGAGCCGGCGCCGUCAUGGACUUCCACACCACCGAGGACGACAACCUGCUGGAUGGGGACGCGGUCUCCCCAGGGUCUAACUACGUCAUGUCUAACGGGGGCGGGGCACCCAGCAGCACCACCCACCUGUUGGACUUCCUAGAGGAGCCAAUCCCUGGUGUGGGGACCUACGACGACUUCCACACCAUCGACUGGGUCCGAGAGAAGUGCAAGGACCGCGAGAGGCACCGGAAGAUCAACAGUAAGAAAAAGGAUUCGGCAUGGGAGUUCACAAAGAGCCUGUACGACGCCUGGUCCGGGUGGCUGGUGGUGACGCUCACUGGCUUGGCCUCAGGCAGAAAACUGGCAGUGGCUUCGAUCUUGCAGAAACUCAAAACCAUCAAACUUGAUGAUAUGUCAGGUCAAGUGAAGGUGUCUCCCAUCGGCAAGGUCAAGUACAUCCUGACAAAUAUGAAAAUGGUGGAAGUGGGAUUGCCAACGGCUACGCUGAAUCUGGUGCCAGGGACCGGUGUCAAACUGUCUAUUGUCAACGCUGACUUCCGUUUGGAAGGAAACUGGCGGAUAAAGAUAUUCCUCAGUGGGUUUAAUCGGGGCUACCUGGGAAAGUGGACCCUGUUGAUAAAGACCGUCACUCUGGUGCUGGCUGGCGUCGGGGCUCAGCCUGGGGAAGGACCGCUGGUGCACGUGGCCUGCUGCUGCGGGAACAUCUUCUCCUACCUCUUCCCCAAGUACAGCAAGAACGAGGGCAAAGAAACGAGAGGUUCUCUCUGCUGCGUCGGCGCCGGGGUGUCUGUUGCUUUUGGAGCCCCGAUUGGAGGAGUGCUCUUCAGCUUGGAGGAGGUGAGCUACUACUUCCCUCUCAAGACGUUGUGGCGUUCCUUCUUCGCCGCCCUGGUGGCUGCCUUCGUCCUGCGCUCCAUCAACCCGUUUGGGAACAGUCGUCUGGUGCUGUUCUACGUGGAGUACCACACUCCCUGGUACCUGUUCGAGCUCAUCCCCUUCAUCCUGCUGGGGGUGUUCGGAGGCCUCUGGGGAGCCUUCUUCAUCCGGGCCAACAUCGCCUGGUGCCGGCGGCGCAAGUCCACGCGCUUCGGAAAGUACCCGGUGUUGGAGGUGAUCUUGGUAACGGCCGUCACCGCUGUGUUUGCUUUCCCCAACCCGUACACGCGUCAGAACACCAGCGAGUUGAUAAAGGAGCUGUUCACAGACUGCGGCCCGCUGGAGUCCUCGCAGCUCUGCCAGUACCGCAGCCAGAUGAACGGCAGCAAGGCGUUCAACGACAACCCCAACCGCCCCGCGGGGCCCGGGGUCUACGCCGCCAUUUGGCAGCUCUGCCUGGCCCUCGUCUUCAAGAUCAUCAUGACCAUAUUCACCUUUGGACUCAAGGUACCGUCGGGGCUGUUCAUCCCCAGCAUGGCCAUCGGGGCGAUCGCAGGGCGGAUCGUUGGCAUCGCCGUGGAGCAGCUGGCGUAUUAUCACCACGACUGGUUCCUUUUCAAAGAGUGGUGCGAGGUGGGGGCCGACUGCAUCACGCCGGGGCUCUACGCCAUGGUGGGGGCCGCCGCAUGUCUGGGCGGUGUGACCCGUAUGACCGUCUCUCUGGUGGUCAUCGUGUUCGAGCUGACGGGGGGGUUGGAGUACAUCGUCCCCCUCAUGGCCGCUGUCAUGACCAGCAAGUGGGUGGGCGACGCGUUUGGUCGCCAGGGAAUCUACGAGGCGCACAUCCGUCUGAACGGUUACCCCUUCUUGGACGCCAAGGAGGAGUUCACCCACGUGACGCUGGCCAGUGACGUGAUGCGGCCGCGGCGCAGCGACCCCCCGCUCGCCGUGCUGACGCAGGACGACCUGACGGUGGAGGAGCUGCAGAGCACCAUCAAUGAGACCAGCUAUAACGGUUUCCCUGUCAUCGUGUCCAAGGAGUCCCAGAGGCUGGUGGGCUUCGCUCUGCGCAGGGACAUCACCAUCGCUAUAGAAAACGCUCGUCGUAAGCAGGAGGGCAUCAUGCUGAACUCCAGGGUUUACUUCACGCAGCACGCCCCCACCCUGCCGGCCGACAGCCCGCGGCCCCUCAAGCUGCGCUCCAUCCUGGACAUGAGCCCCUUCACCGUCACCGACCACACCCCCAUGGAGAUCGUGGUGGACAUCUUCAGGAAGCUGGGCCUGCGCCAGUGCCUGGUCACUCACAACGGGAAUGUUUUGGGCAUCAUCACAAAGAAGAAUAUAUUAGAGCAUCUGGAGGAGCUCAAGCAGAACACGGAGCCCCUGGCGGCUUCUUGGUAUUAUCACAAAAAAAGAUAUCCUGCGUCACAUGGCUCAAAUGGCAGACCAAGAUCCCGGGUCCAUCAUGUUCAACUGAUCGGCUCCUUCCAGGACGGCCGGGGGGGCGACGACAGCGAGGAGGAAGUGUACCUCCUGGACGGCUCCAAUCGCUGACAUUCGGACCCCGUUUUGUUUCCAUGUUUAGUUUCCAGCUUUGUAGAACCUGGCGGACGGAGCGUGCCCUCCACAGAGACUUGCAGGCCAUGAGAGGGAGAGGAAACGUGAUAAAAGACUUUGUUGUUAUCAUAGCGGCUGCUGAAGGCAAACACACACACGCACACACGGAAUGCACUUUCUACACACACAUCGCAACACUUUUGCACUUGCAGACACCUCACACCUGCAUGCUCUCUCUUCACCUGUAACACACACACCCGUCUGCACCCCCCACGUGCCUCACCCGUCCUGUCGCCUGGCCGGGGGUCAAAGGUCAGAAUGAACCGCCGCUGAGGGACGCGAUGAGAAACCUCGACGCCUCCAGGCUUCUAUGAAUAGAACCCCCCCUUGCACACACACCACACAUUUCCGUCCUGCAGAGAAAUACAUUGUUAACCUGUGAUUUAAAUGUGUGUGUGAGAAUGUGUGUGUGUUUUACCGCCACUACAUUCCAGCACCUGCUCCUCACCCCCAAACGUGGCGUUGUGCAUGGCUGCUUCCCCCGGGUGAACGUAAGUCAAAAUGUGUGUGUGUGUGUGUGUGUGUGUGUGUGUGGGGACUGUAUUUCAAGAACAAAAUGUUCAAUUUCAGAAGGAUAAACGUGGAGAAAAAGACCUUCAUGAGUGUGUUUUCUUUACUGAUCCAGCUGUGUGUGUGUGCGAGAAUGUAAGUGUGUGUUUGUCGCUGCCGUUCAGUGUGAGGCUUAAAGGACAAAAGGAAAUCAAAUGUCACUAAACCACUAAUAUGUAUUUGAUUAGUAAAAAAGCCCAAUUGUUGUAAAAAAUAACCCACCGUAAUGUUUUUAAUUGUUAUUUUGUUACCGUAAGUCAAAAACACACACUUUUUGGAAUCAUAAUAAUAUAAAAAAGAGUUUAACCGCUGUUUCCAAAGACAGGAAUGGAGUCUUUAACUCAAAAUAAGUAAUGUAAUUUACUGCAAAUCACAGAAACGGCUCCACCUGCACGCUGCUUUUCGUUACAGCAGGUUGUGCUAAAUCUUGUCCGAUCUCGCAACAUCUGCCAAGUGCCUGGCAAAGGUUGUUUUUGUAUGGCUUUCACACCCAUACAUGAUCCCUAAAAACCCACCUGCUACCCCCACCAACCUUCCCCUCUUUGUCCUCAGAACAUAUUGUGAUCCUUUUAUAAACGAUGAAGGGAGAUGGAGAGACGGUGGUGAAGCGGGGACAAACGGCAGCACUUUACCUGUAGUGGUGGCAGUACUGUGUGUGUGAGAGAGUGUGAGGAAGGUCGGGUUCAUCCUGUGUUCUUGUGACAGGCAGCAGAGCAUCGUCUUUGUUAACCAGUGGUGGUGCCUAACAUUGUAUUUCAUACUGAUCUCGAUGUUUUUCUCCUUUUUUUUAAUUUAUGGGUAGUGUCGAUAGAGUUGUGCAUUAUUAUGAAGAAUUUUAUGUAUGAUUACAUUGAUUGUUUGAUUGUACAUUUAAAACAAAAUGUGUAAAGAUUACAUUUUGUUUUAAAUUAAAAGGAACAAAAAUAUUGAAGUUGCA